Messenger RNA from Pyricularia grisea, 1621 nucleotides. RefSeq lists its product as uncharacterized. The record is from RefSeq and is a predicted model, not a curated record. The transcript is spliced from 2 exons. Bases 421 to 1125 code for a protein of 234 amino acids. Gene Ontology annotation, biological process: regulation of peroxisome size; peroxisome fission. Gene Ontology annotation, cellular component: peroxisomal membrane. Lineage: Eukaryota; Fungi; Ascomycota; Sordariomycetes; Magnaporthales; Pyriculariaceae.
CACAGAUGAUUGACAUGCGCCUGAAUUGCCUGUCCUGAACCUGAACCUCGGCAUGUGCGACGGCACCGCGGCGUGUAGGUACUGUAGUCCAAGAACCUCCAGGUCUUGGCGGCUUGUCGAUGUUCCAAACGAACCAUUGCGCAACCGUCUCUUCUGCCGACUAAGGUUCUGCACCUACAUACAUACCUUGAUGUCUCCUCGUGCCAGCAAUAGCCUUUAAUUAUCUUCAAUUGAAUACUUGGCUCGUGACGCCAAUUUAUAACUUUGAUCUUGUAGAUUUACUGCACCCUCGCCAAUCGAGAACGAUCGCAUCGCAGAAAGCAGGCCGUCCACAACUACCGAGCUCACCAUACUCAGAAAACCAAAGAAGAAGAAAAAAAAAGCCACACACCAAAAACACCACAGCCCAAAUAGCCCCCAAUGGUCGCCGACGCCCUCGUAUACCACCCUACGGUGUCGCACUACCUUAAGUUCGUCGCCACGACCGUGGGUCGCGACAAGGUGCUGCGCGUGAUUCAGUACUUUGCCCGCUUCUACGCCUGGUACUUGUUCCGCACCAACGGCACACCCGGCGAGAUCGCACCCUGGGCCGCAAUCAAGAAGCAGUUUGGUCUCGUGCGCAAGUUUAUGCGCGUCGGCAAGAAUGUCGAGCACCUGCGUGCCGCCGCCGUCGCCGCCGACGCCAAGACUGCCGACCCUAUCGUGCGCUACACCACCGUCGGCCGCCAGCUCGGCUACGCCGGCUACCUGACCUUUGACGCGGCCACCGUGCUCGACGCCGCCGGCAUCAGGCCCUCCAAGAACGCCGCCAGGCUCAGCAGGGAGGCCUUUAGAUUCUGGGCCUUUGGCUUGACCUUUAGCGUUGUCGGCCAGCUGUACGCCCUGUGGAGGCUGAAGGAGCGCGAGGCCAGGGUCGACCGCAAGGAGGGUGAGGGUGUCGUUGAGGCCAAGAGGAUUGCAAUUGAGAGGGCGGGUGCCCGCACCCAGCUCAUCUCUGACCUGUGCGAUCUGACUAUUCCGACAUCGGCCUUGGGCUGGAUUCCAUUUGACGAUGGCAUUGUCGGUAUCGCCGGUACCGUGAGCAGUUUGAUUGGUGUCAUGGCACAAUGGAAGAAGACGGCAUGAGGGGUCGCUCAAGCUGGCCUUUGAGUUGGUUGGUUGCUCAGGAGUGGUUUACCCCGGUGAUACUGGGGGCUCACGAGAAUCAAAGUUUUGCGAGCUGAAAAUUGUUUGAUAAUGUUUGGGUUCAACACUUUUGAUUACUUUGUCGCAUUUGGAAAUUUGACAGCCCGUCCUAUUUAUUCUUCUUGUAACCCAGCACCUGUCUACAUUAUGGAUUGUACCUUAUAAUCGAUUGAUUGCUUUUUUUCGCCUUAGUACCUGUCUGGUGCUUCCGCAAAAACAGCAGGUCUCGCGUGACUACCGAUGAAAGCCAACGGCCAAGCAAGGACAUGAAGCCGGAAAGACAGCUGUCCGCAAAACCAGGUAUCAAUCCAGAUUCGAGCUGCUAUCAUCAGUUUACUUGACCAGUAGCCGAUGGCUUGGCUUUAAAUUAAAUUCUAAAAGGCGUCGAAUCGAUUCAAACCUCAAACUCGGAACUUGGACCCCCUGAAAAUCAACA